Messenger RNA from Lutzomyia longipalpis, 2936 nucleotides. Its product is annotated as putative gustatory receptor 28b. The record is from RefSeq and is a predicted model, not a curated record. Gene Ontology annotation, cellular component: dendrite; membrane; axon. Lineage: Eukaryota; Metazoa; Arthropoda; Insecta; Diptera; Psychodidae. The coding region runs from base 1640 to 2872 and encodes 410 amino acids. Gene Ontology annotation, biological process: sensory perception of taste. The transcript has 5 exons.
UUCUAAAUUCGUAUAUUUGGGGCAGAUUCUACAAAAUGAAAAUGAAUUUAAAAAAUCUUUUUUUUUCUUAAAUUAUUCAUGAUUUUCAUUUAUGUAUUAAAAACAAUGAAGAGUGGAACAACGAACUUGACUGGCUCUUUAAUCUGAAUUUAUUAUUCAGUAUACAGACGUUCUAGUUCGGUGUUGCUGAAUUUCAUUGUCAGUUUGGAGUUGUAGUGUUCCAAUUUUCCGAAUAAGUUGUUGUAGUAUUCCAAGCAGAAUCUGGAGUUGUUGUAGUCAAUUCAGAUGUCGUUGAAUUCCACCCAAGAUUAGGGCUUGUUGUACUCCAGUAAGGUGUUGUGGUAUUCCCGAUUGGAGUAGUCGUAUUCCAGAUUGGGGUUGUAGUAUUCCAGCUGGGGGUUGUAGUAUUCCAGUUCGGGGUUGUCGUAUUCCAGCUGGGGGUUGUAGUAUUCCAGCUUGGAGCUGUCGUAUUCAAGCUUGGAGUGGUUGUAGUCAAUUCGGGAGUAGUUGAAUUCCAUUCGAGGUUAGGAGUUGUUGUAAUCCAACUAGGGUUCGUUGUAUUCCUAAUCAGAGGUUUUUGUAUUUUGAGCACCAACACCUAAACGAAGAUGCUGAACUUGCCAAAAGUCCAAACUCGCCAAAAAUGCCACAAAUAUCAGAGAAGUUCUUAUUUUGUAUCGUAUCAAUUUUACAACUGAAGGCAUAUCAAAUCUCAUGUCUUUUAUACUCAAUUGCGUGACAAUCAGAUGUGGACAUUACUUGCUGAUAAGAUAACAGAGAUGGAACAAAAAAUCACAUCGCUUGAGGAAUUUGACGACGGAAAUGUGCAAUUAAGAUGUCAUGAAGCUUAAACACUUGGUUUUCCAGUCUUAGUCAAGCUUGGAUCCCCUGAUGGAAUUGUCGUAGCACUGAUAAAGCCCCAAUUUUCAUUUCAAGAAAGUGCGUGAGUCACAACUUAUGUAGACGUCGUCUUUUCAAUUUUAAUCAUUAAUUCUUUUUUUUCAUAUCAAUGUACUUAACAGCAGAGAAAGAAUUAAUCAGUACACACACUGCGAAAUAAAAAUGAUUAAAACGAAUAAAACGUAAUUUAUGAGAUAAAUUUAAAGUUCAACAUAAAGUGUAGGUUAAUUUCUCUUUACAAAACUCACAAACUAGCUCAUUGUGGCUUAAAACAUUCCAUCCACGCACAAUAAAUCCAGCAUUGGAAGCAUUCCACGAUACAUUCCGACAACAUGAAAAUUGCGGAAAAUCCAUUAGAAUUUCUCAUUUUAUUCACAGAGAGUUGGGUAAUUCAGCAAACUGUGAUGGAGCCCAGUAAUUGUGCGCUAUUUUGUGUGUAAAUUCAUGCACUGACCACAGUGUGAUCUCAAUUAAUUUCAGUGUGAAUCCUGCGGGGCCCGAAUAACCCUUCAGUGCAUGGAGACCACAUAGCACAAGUGGGGCACAUCACUAUCAAUAUUUCCCUCUAUCAAUUUAAUUAAAUUCCAUGAGACUUUCAUUGGGGCAUUUAAUUCGUAAUGAGACUCGCAUUUACGUUGUUGGAUGAUGAAUAAUUGACAAGCAUCGAGCACUCGCGUGGUCUUUGAUUAAAUCACCCUGGCGAAGGGUCUUUUAGUGAGUUACAAUAUCCUGGAUAGAGAUGAAGUCUCAGGGGUUGUUUCAGCGCUUCUUUGGUCAACGCACCAAUGUCUUUGAGACCAUAACAGUGGCUCAUCGGUUUGUCAAGUUUUUCGGCUAUAUGUGCUUCUCCUACGACGAUGAUUGGCCCAAAAGUCGCGUCAAGCUGACCUUUCUGGACAUUCUCUUGUGCAUUGUAAACGUCUCCAUCAACAGCUACCUCUUCUACGCAAUGCUCAUGGAUGAAGAUGAAGAAACCAUAUCGAUUAUCUUCAAUUUCGGCAUCAGAUUCAUCCUCUCCGCCCUAACAAUUAUCGGUCUCAUCUCCUCCCUUCUCAAUGUCAUACUCAGCAGGUGGAUUUUUGAAAUUCUCAAGUGCUUCAGGGAGUUUGAUUCCCAGAUAGAAAGCGUUGGAGGUAUAAUUCACCACCACAAGCAAUUCCUCGUGAUCAACGUGAGUGCAAUCAUUGUGCCCGGCUUGAUCUUUGUGGUUCUCAUGGCGGACGUUUUUGAGGGCAAUAUGACCAUUAUAAAGUUCCUGGGUUUGAUAUCGCCCGUCAUGAGCUUUGUCGUCACGAAGGGGACCUUUAUCUUCUUCCUCGUUUCUCUGAGGACACGUUUUGAGAUCCUCAAUCGAUGCUUCAAGGAAAAUUUCUGUCCAGAAACGAAAGCCAUCAAGAUGGUCAAAAGUAUUGAGCUGAAGGGCUCUGAUCCAUCUCUGCUUGUCACCAAAUUUGCAACCCUUCAUGAUUACAUUUCGGACGCAACUGAGCUAACCAGUCUCUGCUUUUCCUUCCAGGCAAUGAUCUUCACGGGUCUUUGUUUCGUUUACAAUGUCUUUAUCAUAUUUUCCGCUUUCCGUGUGUGGACGAACUUCAAUGAGGAAUUCUUUGGUCUUGUUAUUGGGAAUUUCCAUUGGUCCUUUAUUACGUAUGGCUUUGUUCUCGGAGAGAUCUACGUGGCACACAAUGUUACAAAGCUCGGCAAAUAUACGGCAAUUCUAGCUCAUAAAGCCAUCAAUCGGACAAAAGAUGAGUCAAGCAUUGAUAAACUAAGGCAAAUGGCCAAUCAAAUCAAUCACAGACCACCUGUUAUCACCUGUGGGCUCUUUCUCUUUGACUGGACGCUUUUCUACUCUCUCUGUGGAGCAUCAACAACCUACCUCGUGAUUUUGAUUCAGUUUGACACCUCCAUAGCUCCCGUAUCCAAUGAAUUGGGAUCAUUGAAUGCAACUUUACCUUCAUUUAUUAUCUGAAGAGCAUUAAAAGAGAAAAUACAGAGAUCAAGAUUUUGACCGUUGAUUUAUUAAAGUUUCAAAA